Penicillium cinerascens is the source of this 1833-nucleotide messenger RNA. Its product is annotated as FAD-binding oxidoreductase. NCBI's taxonomy places the organism in Eukaryota, Fungi, Ascomycota, Eurotiomycetes, Eurotiales, Aspergillaceae. The record is from RefSeq and is a predicted model, not a curated record. Gene Ontology annotation, molecular function: oxidoreductase activity; FAD binding. The transcript is spliced from 2 exons. The annotation marks the transcript as partial.
AUGUGGAUGAGUCUCAGCCCGGCGGCUCUGGCCAUUGCUUUUGGCCUCUACCUGGGGGUCCCCUGGAAGGAGGGAUGCCGUUGCCAACCUCAUGAGCCAUGCUGGCCUUCAUCUGCGGCCUGGGAUACACUAAACCAUACGCUGGAUGGCAAUUUGAUUGCAUUGAAGCCGUCAGGGCAUGCCUGUUUUCCAGAUGACCAGACUUCAGAGACGUGCCAGGAGCUGGUGAAGAAUUUCUAUAACACAACCUGGCGCGUGCGGAAUCCCGCUACCUUGCAAGUCGUCAACUGGGAGUACAGCCUCCCCAAAGAGGAAGCUUGCCAUGUCAACUCCGAUGGCAAGACAGACUCGUGCGGUCAGGGCCGAGUGCCUCUCUACUCAGCCUCUGUCCAGUCUGUCUCGCAAGUCCAGGAAGUUGUCCGAUUUGUGGCUACCCAUAACAUUCGUCUCGCCAUUCGGAAUACCGGGCAUGAUCUUGCCGGCCGAUCUACAUCUCCAGAUUCUUUGCAGCUUAUGACAUCGGCACUCAAUGGAUAUCAGUUUAUUGAUGCAUUUCAGCCAGCCGCCCCCUGGGGCCAGCAAGUCCCAUCAGAGGGGCCAGCAGUUACUGUUGGCGCCGGAAUUACCACGGGGGAGCUCUACACCGCUGCAGAAAAUGCUGGAUACACGGUCGUUGGCGGGAGCUGCAGCACCGUGGGUAUUGCCGGAGGCUGGAUGCAAGGAGGCGGCUAUGGCAUCCUCAGCCCAUCCAAAGGGCUCGGAGUUGAUAACGUUCUGGAGUUCAGCAUAGUCACAGCGAAUGGUGCACAUGUGACGGCCAGCAAGUAUCAAAACCAGGAGCUCUUCUGGGCGGUUCGCGGUGGGGGAGGAGGCACGUUUGGAGUUGUCACCAGUGUCACCUUCCGAGCGUAUCCAGACGUGCCAGCCACCGUUGCCACUAUGAACAUCGUGGUUUCGGAUGGCGCAGACAAGACAUUCUGGCUUGCCGUGAAGGAACAUCUGGCUGUCCUUCACAAGUUCAUUGGUCUGGGAAUUGCCGUUCAGACAUUUGCCAUGCCUGUAUUUCCAAUGGGAGGCGCAUUACUUAAUAUCGAAGUAUACUUGACUGGCGAUAAGUCGGAUAGAACAGGGCAUGGAAUUUUGCAGGACCACCUUGCCCAACUGCAGGAGCUCGGGCUGGAGGUAGCCUAUGCGGAGGAGCACUUUGACCGACUCUCCACGUACCUGGCCCGCCCCAAGGGCCUGGACCAGGCGGGAGCAUCCAUUAUGACAGCGUCUAGGCUACUCUCCAAGGACUUGCUGAGCUCUCAUGCGGGUGCGGACCGGGUCGUACGGAAUCUCCGCCGGCUCACAUUCCUCCCCGGUGACGUGCUCAGCCUUGAAGGGAUGGUAGGCCGGCAAGCAAUGGCGGCCGAGGACCUUGUCGACAGCGCCCUCCACCCAGAUUGGCAGCACGCUCUGAUGUCUCUAACCCUCGGGCGUGCUUUGCCCCAACAUCCGGACUGGGAAGCCUACAAGAGGAUUGAGCAGGAGAUUUCUGAGACCCAACUGCCUUUACUGAGGGCUAUGGAGCCUGGCUCAGGUGGCGCUGGAUACCUUGGUAUUCCUUUUGCAUAUGAGCGAGAUCCAGCGACGACGUACUGGGGGCCUAAUUACGCACGACUGCUAAGUAUCAAGCGCCGAUGGGACCCACAGGACCUGUUCAUCACGCGUCUUGGGGUUGGGAGUGAGGAUUGGUAUGAUGAGGGCAUGUGUCGAGUCUCGCAUGCCUACGGGAAGAUCUCUUCUUUGCUUCAAAGGCUACUACGGAUACUAUCGUGGAAAGUUAUGCCG